This is a messenger RNA of Manis javanica (Malayan pangolin), 2355 nucleotides long. It is a transcript of the gene RIOX1, whose product is annotated as ribosomal oxygenase 1. Gene Ontology annotation, cellular component: nucleolus. NCBI's taxonomy places the organism in Eukaryota, Metazoa, Chordata, Mammalia, Pholidota, Manidae. The record is from RefSeq and is a predicted model, not a curated record. Gene Ontology annotation, molecular function: histone H3K36 demethylase activity; histone H3K4 demethylase activity.
AUACACCGCAGCCGCAGGCGCUGUGAACCUUUUUCCAGCCAGCUGCGGCUGUGCUCGCAAGAGAGCCCGACCAUGGACGGUCUCCGGGUUAGCGCAGGGCUGAGGCGCGGGCGGUUAAGGCGCCGGCGGCAGCCGCAGCCGCACAGUGGGUCGGUCCUGGCCCUGCCCUUGAGGCCCAGGAAGAUCCGAAGGCAGCUGAGGAGAAGUGUUGCGUCCCGCAUGGCCGCGCUGAGGGCCCAGAAGCUGCCGAGUGAGGACUCGGAGGACUCGAGGUUGGAGUCGACCAUCGACGAUCCCGGGGACCCGCUGCCCGGUGGGACGGCGGCCAUCCUGGAUGCGUCCCGGCGAGAGCCGUACGGCCAUCUGGGGCCUGCAGAGCUGCUGGAGGCCUCACCCGCGGCCCGCUCCCUGCAGACCCCCCGCGCCCUGGUGGAAGCGCAGACCCCGCCAGCGCGCCUGGUGGAGGCACAGACCCCGCCGGCGCGCCUGGUGGAGGUGUCCGCGGUGCCGGCCCGCGUGGUGGAGACCUCGGCCCUGCUGUGCUCUGCCCAACAUUUGGCGGCUGCCCCACCGUCUGUGGCCCCUGCGACGCUGUCGGGGCCUCAAGGGGAUAGCACGGGAGGGGAGGUGCCAUGGGACUCCCCGCUGCAGCGCGUUUUGGCAGAGCUGAACCGCAUCCCCAGCAGCCGGCGGCGGGCGGCGCGCCUGUUUGAGUGGCUCAUCGCACCCAUGCCUCCAGACCACUUCUACCGCCGCCUGUGGGAGCGGGAGGCGGUGCUCGUGCGGCGGCAGGACCACACCUACUACCUGGGUCUUUUCUCAACUGCAGAUCUGGACUCCGUGCUUCGAAACGAGGAGGUGCAAUUUGGGCAGCACUUGGACGCAGCUCGCUACAUCAACGGACGGCGCGAGACCCUGAAUCCUCCGGGCCGCGCCCUGCCUGCCGCCGCGUGGUCCCUGUACCAGGCUGGCUGCUCCCUGCGCCUCCUCUGUCCGCAGGCUUUCUCAACCACCGUGUGGCAGUUUUUGGCUGUGCUCCAGGAGCAGUUUGGAAGCAUGGCAGGCUCCAACGUUUAUCUCACGCCCCCCAACUCGCAGGGCUUUGCCCCCCACUACGACGACAUCGAGGCUUUUGUGCUACAGCUGGAAGGUAGGAAACUCUGGCGUGUCUACCGACCCCGGGUCCCGACUGAGGAACUGGCCCUUACGUCCAGCCCCAACUUCAGCCAGGAUGACCUUGGUGAGCCGGUGCUGCAGACCGUUCUGGAACCUGGAGAUUUGCUCUAUUUUCCUCGGGGCUUCGUUCACCAAGCCGAAUGCCAGGAUGGAGUGCACUCCCUGCACCUCACCUUGUCCACGUACCAGCGCAAUACCUGGGGCGACUUCCUGGAAGCCGUACUGCCCCUGGCAGUACAGGCUGCAAUGGAAGAAAAUGUGGAGUUUCGAAGGGGUCUGCCCCGAGACUUCAUGGAUUACAUGGGGGCCCAGCAUUCGGAUUCUAAGGAUCCGCGAAGAACUGCUUUCAUGGAGAAGGUGCGGGUUUUGGUUGCCCGCUUGGGACACUUUGCCCCUGUCGAUGCUGUGGCUGACCAGCGAGCCAAAGACUUCAUCCACGAUUCUCUGCCCCCUGUGUUGACUGAUAGGGAAAGGGCACUGAGUGUUUAUGGACUCCCAAUUCGCUGGGAGGCUGGAGAACCUGUAAAUGUGGGGGCCCAGCUGACAACAGAAACAGAAGUGCACAUGCUUCAGGAUGGUAUAGCUCGACUGGUGGGUGAGGGAGACCAUUUGCUUCUCUACUAUACAGUGGAAAAUUCCCGUGUUUAUCAUCUAGAAGAGCCCAAGUGUUUGGAGAUAUACCCUCAGCAAGCUGAUGCCAUGGAACUCUUGCUCCGCUCCUACCCAGAGUUUGUAAGAGUAGGGGACUUGCCCUGUGACAGUGUAGAGGACCAGCUUUCCUUGGUGACCAUGUUAUAUGAUAAAGGGCUGUUGCUUACUAAGAUGCCUCUCACCUGAGCUCUGGUUUCUUAUGAUUGCUGGAAAUGGGACAGUAGUGAUUCUUUCUUACCACCACCUUUUUUGGGUGUUCUUACCUUGAUAACCAUCAGUGUGCUCACAUUUACCUUUAUGACUGCUUCAGUGUCACAAAUCUCAGAUGAUCUUCUAGGAAGCACCACUUCAUCUAGGCACAAAGUACAAGCAGAAGCUGAAGGUGGAAAAAGCUAUUUCUGCAGAAGUAACUUUGAUCCCUGAUCAUUACAGAGCACCAGCUGCUUCAUCAUCCUUAGGCUUUAGUGUACCAUGUAGCACUUGCUGUAUCAUUCUGCUUGAGACAUUAGAGUUUUUAUUUGGAAUUUA